AUGCCAACUCCCGGGCGCUCUCCGAGAUGGCCCGCGGAGAUGUUGGCCCUGGCGCUCCUCCUCUGCGGCUUCGGCCUCUCCGCAGAGGCAUUCAUCUGUCCAGCACUCCUUGCACCCCGGAGCUCCGUGGGCGUGGCCAAAACCGCGUCCUUUGCAGGUCGGCCUGGACGUUUCUCUGGUAAGGAGGCGUCGUCAGUGUCUCCUCUUUUCCUUGCCGCCGCACUUGGUGCUGCCAGCUGCCUGGCGCGUGCCGCACGCGGCCGAGCAGCGGUGGAGGAAGCGCUGGGUGCCCAGCUCACAGCCCCGGCCUCCGAUGCAUCGGAGCAGAGGAUCCUGGUGGUGGCCAUGGGAACGCGCGGCGAUGCGGAGCCCGGGUUCCGACUCGCCGCAGCCCUGCGCGAUCGGGGUCACGCUGUGCUGGUGGUUUCCUUGGACGCCUACAAAGCUGAAGCCACCCAGCGAUUUGGCCUGGACUUCCGCAGCUCUGGCUUGGAGUCCGUGCCACUCUCCCAGGACUACCUCACUGGCAAGACCCGUGCAGACCAGGUGUAUGCCGACCGAGGCUGGUACGGCGACGCUUGGACCACAGUUGGCGAGAAGAUCUAUGAGGCCGCGCAGGAGCACCAGUGUGACCUGAUCGUCACCACGUCCAUGGGAAACACCCACUGCCUGGACGUGGCUGAAAAGCUGAAUAUCCUGUGCUUCGCGCUGAAGUUCUGUCCGGACAUCGAUGGGCAGGUUCCGACAGCGGACUUCCCGCCUUCCGGCUAUCCCUCCGGGCCCGGCUUCAUGAACCUCUUGUUCCACGUGUUGGAGAACCUGAACACUGUGAGGGCCGUCUUCCAGGGCGGCUUCAUCCCUCGGGUCAUCGACUUCCGCAACAAACUGGGCCUGCCCUCUCAGGAGAUCCCUGGCGUUAUGGAGGUGCCCACCUACUCCGACUACCGGCAAACCUUGCAGGCGAAUCAGCCGAGCCUCUACGCCUUCAGCAGCGCGCUGAUCGACAGGCCAUCAGAGUACCAAAGCUGGCACUUCGUCACCGGGUCGUUCUCUGCCCGCGGCGGAGGGUAUGACCCGACGUCGCCCGAGCUGCCGGCUGAUUUGUUGAAGUUUCUGAAGAAAGGCGAGACAGUUUGCAUCGCUUUCGGCUCGAUGAGUCUGGCUCGCACCAACCCCUUCGAGGAGAGGGCCGUUGCCUCCGUGCGGAGACAGGGAAGACAGGUCUUGAUAGUCGACAAGGACACCCCGCAGGAGGGCCUUGGCGAUGAUGGUGCCACCUUCCGCAUCAAGUCCGCUCCCUAUGAUCGUCUCUUCCCUCUUUGUGCGCUGGUUGUCCACCAUGGUGGUGCCGGGACCUUGCAGGACUGCCUCUUCGCGGGGACACCUCAGCUCGUGGCGCCGGUUCUCUCCUGGAGCGACCAGCCUCUCUGGGGGAAAGUGGUGGAGGAGAAAUCGUUGGGUCUCUGCCUUGGUGCUGGGGGCGUUCCCCCCUCCGCGGCCGAGUGGGAUGCGGCGCUCGAGGAGGUGCUUGGGAGGCUCCCAGCGUUUCGAAAGGCAGCCGAAGAGGUGGCCCCGAAAGCCUCCGGCGAGGAGGGGCUGGAGGCCGCCUGCCAAAUCCUCGAAGAGUCGAUGGCCUGA
Molecule: messenger RNA, 1638 nt
Organism: Symbiodinium sp. CCMP2592
Lineage: Eukaryota; Dinophyceae; Suessiales; Symbiodiniaceae
Source: the annotation of a GenBank genome assembly